CCAGUCCCUUAUUAGGAGAUAAAGUGGAAAACUACUUCUCUUUUCUCUUGAUUGCUAUUUCACCUUGCCAAGGAAAAUAAAAGCCAUUAGGCAAAUGUGACCUGCAUCUCCUACAUUCAACUGGAGCCACAGAAGCAAGAAAUAAAUACUCAAUAUGGAUGGUUUAAUUGAACAGAGCAGUGUGCUUAUGCAUAAUAAAAUCACAGAGGGUGGGAAAAAAAAUGGCUUAAUCAACACAAGAAAUUUAAUGGCAGAGAAUAAAGAUGGUAUGGUAUCUGUUUACCCUACUCCUCAAUACCAGAGUCACAUUGUUGGAAAUAUCACAGCUCAGACUAGUAUGGACAACAUUAAAAAUGACCCAGUUCAACAGCUGUUGGAUCCAAACAUGCUUCAACACACUGUGGAAUCUCACUAUCGUCCUAACAUCAUUCUGUAUUCCGAGAAUGUCUUGCGCUCCUGGGGUGAGAAUGUCAGUACUGAGUGUUGUGAAACUACAUUUAUCGAAGAUAGGUCGCCAACCAAAGACAGUCUAGACUACCCUGAUAGCAAGUUCAUUGACCUUUCUGCUGAAGAUAUCAAAAUUCAUACUCUUUCAUAUGAUGUGGAAGAAGAAGAUGACUUUCAGGAAUUAGAGAGUGACUAUUCCAGUGACACCGAGAGUGAAGACAAUUUCCUAAUGAUGCCACCAAGAGACCACCUGGGCCUCAGUGUCUUUUCUAUGCUGUGCUGUUUCUGGCCUUUGGGCAUUGCUGCAUUUUAUUUGUCACAUGAGACAAACAAAGCAGUGGCAAAAGGAGACUUUCAUCAAGCAAGUUCCAGUUCUCGGAGAGCCCUCUUCCUAGCUGUUCUGUCCAUCACAAUUGGAACAGGGAUAUAUGUUGGCGUAGCUGUGGCCCUUAUAGCCUACCUUUCUAAAAACAAUCAUUUAUGAACCAUAAAAAUUGUAUGACUGACAUUGCAAGAUUGCCAGUGACUCAACUCUGCAAACUUGAAAAAUGAAACUACGUGGACCUGUAGUUGUUGUGAAAAAGACACCGAUAAGAAAGUUAAUGUACAGAUCAUUAUUUUCAUGUUUUUCAAAAUCAUCCUUGGAUGUACAGUUUUACAUGAUAAGCUUUAUUUAUUCAUCGUUUGAUCUAACAUUGUGCUAACCAGACAAGUAGAAGAUUGCCAUAAAUAUUUUUUUAUGAGAACAAUCAGUUGGUGCCACCAGAGUAUAGCCACUAAGUGUCUCCAUUUGCUAGUUAUGA
This is a messenger RNA of Bombina bombina (fire-bellied toad), 1250 nucleotides long. It is a transcript of the gene SYNDIG1, whose product is annotated as synapse differentiation inducing 1. The transcript is spliced from 4 exons. Gene Ontology annotation, cellular component: intracellular membrane-bounded organelle; postsynaptic density membrane; synaptic vesicle membrane. The coding region runs from base 155 to 931 and encodes 258 amino acids. Gene Ontology annotation, biological process: positive regulation of synapse assembly; synaptic vesicle clustering. The record is from RefSeq and is a predicted model, not a curated record. Lineage: Eukaryota; Metazoa; Chordata; Amphibia; Anura; Bombinatoridae.